This is a messenger RNA of Anopheles cruzii, 216 nucleotides long. RefSeq names its product cytochrome c oxidase copper chaperone (gene Cox17). The record is from RefSeq and is a predicted model, not a curated record. Bases 1 to 216 code for a protein of 71 amino acids. The transcript has a single exon. Gene Ontology annotation, cellular component: mitochondrial intermembrane space. Lineage: Eukaryota; Metazoa; Arthropoda; Insecta; Diptera; Culicidae. Gene Ontology annotation, biological process: mitochondrial respiratory chain complex IV assembly. Gene Ontology annotation, molecular function: copper chaperone activity; copper ion binding.
AUGUCUUCCCCAAGCAGCGAAGCAGCAUCAGCGGACGAAGCAAUCGACUCCGAUUCGACAACGACCACGGGGAAGCCAAAGUGCAAAUCGUGCUGCGCCUGCCCGGAAACGAGGAAAGCGCGCGAUGAAUGCAUCCUGGAAAAUGGCGUGGAAAAUUGCAGCACACUCAUAGAACGACACAAGCAGUGCAUGCGAAAUAUGGGAUUUAACAUUUAA